AUGAUUGAAAAUGACUAUGUCGAGAGUCAACCCGUCGGUGGGCCCACCAAAGCUGACCGUAAAACUCGUUCGCGCGUCAUCUGGCGCUACAUGGUGAGCACCCUCGAUCUAGUGGUCGAGAAGACCCAGAUCAGCUUCAGCAAUCCGUAUUAUUAUAUAUGUAUGGCCGGCAAAUCCACCCGCCAGUGCCAUCCGGAGUAUCUCUCACAUGAGAUCGACGAAGUUGUAAGCCAUAUGGACUCUAAUAGACUCACCGUCGUUGUCAUUAUGGCUAGUAUAGACUGGUUUGACCUAAAUGGUGUCGCCGCCGUAACCCAGAUUACUAAACUGAACCGUAUACUGAAGAUGGGUGGCUAUGUACUACUUCGCUCUUCGGCACUACGCCCCUGGUAUAUCGAUAUUCUCGAAGCCUAUGGCCUUUCCUCUAAGUAA
Molecule: messenger RNA, 432 nt
Organism: Penicillium taxi
Lineage: Eukaryota; Fungi; Ascomycota; Eurotiomycetes; Eurotiales; Aspergillaceae
Exons: 2
Coding region: 1-432 (143 amino acids)
Source: RefSeq, a predicted model, not a curated record